AUGGCCUUGUAUUCCCCUCUUGGAUUGGCCAUGGUAUUACUGAGGAAUGUAUUUGUAGGCACUGUGGCCAUAACCCUCAGAUUCCCCCCGUUUCACAUAACACACACCACACACAUAACACCACACACAUACAAAGAUGACGAAGAGAGGAAGAGAGGGAGCCGCCGUCACAUCGUCACCAUUCAGCCCAUCGCCGCCGCCGUGUUGCCACCUAGCCGCCGGUCACAAAGGCAAGAGAGACAGAGGCGUGCAAAGUUCAUGAGGGGAGAGAGAGAGGCCAAACGCGAGGAGGGAGGGAACCCUCGUCGUCGCCGUUCGUGGAGUCUGCGCCAGAACCGUCGUCGCCGUCACAGAGGAGCGUCCCUGUCUCCGCGAGCUGCCGCCAUCGAAGCUUCUGCUAUGACGCCGUCGUCUCUCUGGACGUCACUGCUUCUGAAUCUUGUCCUGUCACUGGUCUCUGCCUCUUCAUUGUGGCUCAACCUCUGUUUAGGUUCAUUGAGUGGUUGGGUUGUUGCUGUAGUGGGAGCUGUGGUAAAAGCAUUAAGGAUGCAAAGAAGCUCAAAUCUCUUUUGUUUAUGAUUAGAUAUUGUUAUGACUUAGACUUUUAUUAUGUGAUUUUAAAGUAUCUUAGUUUAUUUGACCUCUAAAAAUUUUUUUAUAGGUCACAAAUAUGUAUGAAUCUUAUAGAAUACGUUAUAAAUCUAAUGUUUAAUUAGUUUUUUUUA
Molecule: messenger RNA, 725 nt
Organism: Arachis duranensis
Lineage: Eukaryota; Viridiplantae; Streptophyta; Magnoliopsida; Fabales; Fabaceae
Exons: 3
Coding region: 1-579 (192 amino acids)
Source: RefSeq, a predicted model, not a curated record